ACGAUUGUUUCCUGGUGUCAUCACUGUCAUGGCAGAUCAGCCAGAGAGAUUAAAGAUCAACCAAGUGUCCAANAGCUAUGGAUCUGUUCCUGAGAAUGAUAGACAAGAAGGACAAAGGGCCAAGGACACUCAAGAAGGACAUAGUGACAAUAGAGCCAAGUCCUCCCUGUGUGAGUAUAUCACUGAUCCACACUACUGGCCUUACCAUACCAUAUUCUUACUGCUACAAUGCUAUCUCUAUUUCUCAUUCUAUUACUGUUCUGAUAAUCCAGGUGGGUUAGAAGAUACAAUCAUCCAAGUGAUGAAUGUUGACACUACACAAUACAGCUUACUACUUUUUAUGUAUAGUGCACCAAAUGUUAUAAUCUGCCUCAUUGGUGGAGUAAUAGUUGAUAGAGUAUUAGGACGCAGACUGAGCCUAAUCUUAGUGGUAGCAAUGACAACCCUGGGCCAGUUUCUAAUGGCCCUUGGAGCAUAUCUUGGACAUUUUUGGCUCAUGUUGGUAGGUCGUGUUCUGAUUGGAGUUGGUGCUGAGAUGACUGAUGUAAUCAAUGUAGCAUUGGCUUCUAAGAGAAAAAAUGUCACGUUACGUCUCUCUCUCUUUUUUACAGCUGCACGCCUUGGAGGUUCAUGUACAUUAGCUGCUCCGCAAUAUCUUUAUGAAAGCCUAAGUUUUAUCACUAACUCUCAUUAUCGUCUUGGCACUACACUACUAGCUGGGGUUGGGUUAAUGAUUGUAGCAGCAGCAGUAACUAUUAUCAUUAUUUUUAUGGAUAUACGAGAAGAUGCAAUUCUUAAAAGGGAAAAAAUGAAAGUUUCGAUGAUUCGUUGUAGAGACAUCAAAAGCUUUUCUUUCCCAUUUUGGCUAAGCUUGGCUAUGAUCAGCAUAUAUGUUCCAGCAAUCUUUACCUACACUACUAUUGGAGAGGUAUUCUAUAUACAAAAGUUUGGGCUAAGUCCUGUGGCUUCAGGGGUAGCUGACUCACUUGUCUUCUCAGCAACUAUUCUAAUAGCACCAUUGGUAGGUUUCCUUAUUAAUGCUGUAGGUUACCAUUCCUCAUGGUCAAUAUUAGGUAUAUUAACUGCUUUGGCUGCACAUGUCACUCUACUGGUCAGUGGUCAACAGUGGUUCAUUCCCUAUGUGGCUGGUGUCAUUUACUCUUCUUCAUAUACAAUAACAAUGCCUUCAUUAUACAGCAUCCCUUGUAUCUUCAUCGAGCCAACACAGACUGCAACAGCCUAUGGAUUCAUACACUGUGCUUAUAACCUAGCAAUGUCAUUGCUGUCAGUUGUGACUGGCCUCUUGGUCGAUUGUGCUGGUUACUUUAUGCUUGAAUUGAUGUUUUCAUUACUUUUGUAUGCUAAUUUGAUAAUGUCUAUUUAUUUAUGGUUGAGGUACUCGUCCUCUGAUCUCAACAAGCUGGACUGCAAGAAGAAUGAUACGACAGAGAACACGUGAUACCAAGUAACUCAAGACACUUGUUUUAUACAAGGCUUUGCAUGCCAACCUUUUGCAUUAUUUGUAUAGUGAUGCUAAUAUUUUAUUUUUAGCUUUUAUUAUUAUCAUUAUAUCAUGUCAUAUUGACAAUAAUUUUUAUUUAUUCAUUCAUUUAUUCAUUCGUUCAUUCAUUUAUUCAUCCAUUCAUUCAUUUUACAUUUCACUUAUUUUACUAACUAAAUCUAGA
Messenger RNA from Amphimedon queenslandica, 1685 nucleotides. Its product is annotated as major facilitator superfamily domain-containing protein 1-like. Gene Ontology annotation, molecular function: transmembrane transporter activity. The coding region runs from base 29 to 1459 and encodes 476 amino acids. Gene Ontology annotation, biological process: transmembrane transport. The record is from RefSeq and is a predicted model, not a curated record. The transcript has 2 exons. NCBI's taxonomy places the organism in Eukaryota, Metazoa, Porifera, Demospongiae, Haplosclerida, Niphatidae.